This is a messenger RNA of Microsporum canis CBS 113480, 780 nucleotides long. RefSeq lists its product as hypothetical. Bases 1 to 780 code for a protein of 259 amino acids. Gene Ontology annotation, cellular component: mitochondrion. NCBI's taxonomy places the organism in Eukaryota, Fungi, Ascomycota, Eurotiomycetes, Onygenales, Arthrodermataceae. The transcript has 3 exons. The record is from RefSeq and is a predicted model, not a curated record.
AUGCGAACUAUAUAUAUAUUAUCGGAGGCAAUCUUAUUCUGGGAUCGUAUAUGUCUACUAUGUAUAUAUAAAAUGAAUCCUAUACUCAAAGCUUGCCGCCCGCUUCAAUGUUCUUCUCCCGAUAAUCCUACUCAGAUUGAAGGAAUAAUUGACUGGCAGUCAUCUCAAAUCGCCCCACUAUUUAUACAAGCUUGCUUUCCUGAUUUCCUUCAACCACCCAAAGAUUACAAGCCGGGCACUGAAGCCCCGCAACUGCCAGAGAACUUUGACGAACUAGAACCCGAACAGCAGCAACAGGCCCGCAUUGAUCGAGAUUUAGCAUCUCUUUCUAAAUACUACGAGAUGUCUAGCCUGGUGAAGAAUAAGCGAGUCUAUGAUGCAAUGGGUAUCCCACGGACACUAUGGGAGCCAUUUACAUGCUGUCAGCUAUCAUCUGAUGGCGGGCUAGUUCCUCUUCGUGACUGCUUAGUUCGCUUAGAACAGAGCUGGGUACGCCUGGGUCUGCAUGGGAGCUGCCCCUACACAUUCUCCGAGGAUGACCUGAAAAGAAAUGAAGAAGAAGUGACACAGUAUAAAGACAGGCUUUAUUUAUGGGGACUUGUUAAGAGCCAACUGUCCACUAAUGACGCCGGUUGGGUCGCCUCGGAUCAGUGGGAGGAGGCCCAUGAGGUGAACAGGUAUCUUUAUGACAUGUUUAUUGACACAAUGAGCCAGGAAAUGUCUCAGGAAGAGGCUUUAGAGAAAGGAAAAACAUGGCCGUUCCCUCCUCGAGAUAUAUGA